Molecule: messenger RNA, 1302 nt
Organism: Lolium perenne
Lineage: Eukaryota; Viridiplantae; Streptophyta; Magnoliopsida; Poales; Poaceae
Product: F-box protein At5g03100-like
Molecular function (GO): protein binding
Source: RefSeq, a predicted model, not a curated record
AUGGAGAACAAGGAGGCCUGCACGGCGGCGGCUCCCAAGGAGCAAGAAUCCCAUGGAACCGGCGAUCUGAUCAGCCGCCUUCCAGACGACAUCCUCGGCGCCAUCAUCACGCUCCUCCCAACCAAGGACGGCGGCCGCACGCAGGGGCUCUCCCGCCGGUGGCGCCACCUCUGGCGCACGGCGCCUCUCAACCUCGAGGUCCGCACCUUGCACCCAGCCUUCUUCCCCAGCGCCGUCCCUCCCUCUGCCGUCUCCAAGAUAGUCUCCGAGCAUCCCGGCCCCGCCCGCAGAUUCUAUUUCCCCGGCCUCAGAACCGGCGGCGGCGACCUCAGCUCUGAGUUGGAGAGCUGGUUCCACUCCCGAGCCCUGUCCAACCUCCGGGAGCUCGAUAUCCGAUACGCGCACGAAUCCUCGCUGUCUUCGUCCAGCUACCGGCUGCUGUCAUCCGUGCUCCGCUCCGCAUCAACCCUUUGCGUUGUCAGUAUCAGCUAUAUCGAUUUCCCCGACCAGAUCGCGCCGUCCAUGAGUUUCCCUCUCCUCAAGCAGCUCUCCCUGCUCGACCUUUCCAUCUCCGAGAGCGUCUUCCAUGGCUUGCUCUCUGGCUGCCAUGCCUUGGAGAGCUUAUUCGUGUCUGAAGUCCGCGCCGCCGGUUGCCUCCGUGUUAGCUCAUCCACAAUCCGGAGCAUCGUCUUACAGGGCAACCCUCAUGAGAGCACAGAACUGGUCGUCGAGGACGCUCCUCACCUUGAAAGGAUAUUAUCACUUGGUACUCACAAACGUGCUUGUCAGCUGUAUAUUAGGAUAAUGAGGGCACCUAAACUGGAGAUCUUAGGCCCUUUCAUACCGGACUUCUCCAAACUCCAUGUCUUCCAGCUACCAACAGGAUUGAGCCCAGUUAGCUUGGAAAACUCGAUGCACACCAUAAAGAUUUUGUCCGUCGGGUCUUGUAAUUCUCAAUUGAAUGCAGUUCUUAAUGUUCUUAGGUGGUUCCCCUGUUUGGAAAAGCUCUAUGUCAUUUUCUACUUUAGCUAUGAGAUGCGUAAGAACAUUGAGCCUCGGUAUGAUCCACUACAUCCAAUUGAAUGCCUUCAGUCCCACUUCAAAGAAGUGGUGCUGCAAGGUUAUUCGGGCCUUGAGGGAGAGGUUGACUUUGCCAGGUUCUUCGUUUUAAAUGCAGAAGUGGAAAACAAAGCUUCUCGAGAUAUUCAAUUUGAAUUCAGGCAUCAUAAUCUUUGGCCUGAUGACCAUCUCAACAAACACAUCCAUGAUUUGUCACUGAGUAACCCCUUCAGACAGCCAUAG